UUGCACAGUGCACUUCUCCUUUGUUCUCUCUCUAUAUCUCUUCCUCCUUCGGCCCCUCUCUUUCUCUCCUUCAUUCCUACCUCGGUCACCUUGCACCGACGUGAACCUCUCUCAGACCUUCUUGCGCCGCCGAAAAACACGAAGAAGAUCAUGCCUGCUGAGCUCAGUCUAUGCUGAGAGAAGGAGGAGAGGGGAAGGAGGAAGCAAGGAGAAAGGGAAAGACGGGAGGAAACGAGGAGGAAGGAGAGGACAGGAGGGAGAAAAGGAGGGGAGGGGGAAGAGAGAGAGAAAAACGAGAGAGGGGUAGUGGAUGUAGCUGUAGCUGUGGGCCGGGGGGUGAGCUACCUAGCCCGGGCUGCUCUGCUGAAACAUCCAUGGGUGGCUGUGUCGGGAGCCACCACGACUCUUCGGGCAGCUUAAACGAGAACUCGGACGGCACUGGAGUGGCUCUAGGGCGUAACCAGCCCCUGAAGAGAGAGCGGCCUAAAUGGAAAAGUGACUACCCGAUGACUGAAGGCCAGCUGCGCAGCAAAAGAGAUGAGUUCUGGGAUACGGCGCCAGCUUUCGAAGGCCGGAAGGAGAUCUGGGAUGCGCUGCGGGCUGCGGCCAGCGCCUUUGAGAGCAAUGACCACCUGCUGGCUCAGGCGAUCCUUGACGGAGCCAGCAUCACACUGCCACAUGGAGCUCUGACCGAAUGCUACGAUGAAUUGGGGAAUCGAUACCAGCUGCCAGUCUACUGCCUCUCUCCCCCCGUCAACAUGAUUGAGGAACGCUCCGAUGAGCCCGACGGUUCAGAUCCUGACUCCGGAACCGCCGACCCGUCCUUGGGCAGCGCCGGUGAUCCUGGCACAGGAGGGGAAUGCCAGCUUCGGCUCCGCCUCUCCACGGGUCGCGACCUCCGGCUGGCAGUCCGUUCCACGGACACAGUAGGCAUAAUGAAGCGGCGUCUGCAAAGUCAGGAGGGUGUGCCUGCCGCAACGCAACGCUGGUUUUUCUCAGGGCGGCCACUGACAGACAGACUGCGCUUGGACCAACUCAACAUCUCAAGAGACUAUGUAGUGCAGGUCAUCCUCAGCCAGCGACCACCACCAGAGCCUGAAACUACGCCAGAAACAUCAGGGCCAGUGGCAGCAGAAGAAGUAGCCGCACUGCCACAAGAGCCCACGCCGGAGGAGGAUUGAUGCUCCCAAACUGGCAGCCUGGAGCGGGGCAUACCAAUGAUGUGAUAGUAUAAAAGUUGGAGGAUAACAAGGGACACAAAAGAAGCUGAUUUCUCUUCUCUUCUCUUCUCUUCUCUUCUCUUCUCUUCUCUUCUCUUCUCUUCUCUUCUCUUCUCUUCUCAGACAUUUUUUGCUGAGGACUUUGUUUGGGCUGAUAUUAGCCAUCUGCUGGAGCAUAAGGACUCUUGGAUUGAGAAAAGACUAAUCCUUUUGGUUUUUACACAUUGAAAUUUUGACCUUUUUUGAAGUCUUUUUAACUGUUCCUAUGGAAACCAAACCGCAAAAAGAGAACUUUGUCAGAUGGCUAAAAUGGGUUUUCUUAGCAACACUGAUAUUUGAAUGUUUCUGUGUUUCAGUUUCCAUUCAAGUCCUGCUCUUUGGCAAAGCUGGUUCAGCACAGAGAAUUCUUCGUAUAAGGCGACAGGGUUACGCGUGUACUUUCACAGCAUAUGUUUUCAAUUCAGACAUUUCAAAAAGACACUUAACAGUACUGAGAGUUAUUCAGAAAUUCUUCAUUUAAAUACAUGAAAGUAAAUCAGUCAAGAAUGCUUGCGUCAGGGGAUAAAGUCAGUAUACAAACAGCCAUAAAGGAAGUUUGGUGUAGUUGGUUAGCAAGCAGAUGUGUUCUCCCUCUUGAGGCUGCACUCAGAGGACAUGACUGGAUGUUUUACCAAGCUGCUGCUGCUGGAUCAUAUUCUUUAUUUCACUCUGCUUCACUGAACAAUCAGAUUAAUCAUGUUAUAAGUAGUCAGCCUGUGCGUGAGAGUGCGUGUGAAGAAGUGCGUGUGUGCGUGCGCAGAUGUUCAUAUAUGAUCAGGACACAACCACCACUCAUUCAUGUGGCGAAAAGGAUGGACAUCAGAAACACAGUUGCAUAUUUUGAUUAAAGACAGAAUGUUUUUAAUGAAAA
Pelmatolapia mariae (spotted tilapia) is the source of this 2130-nucleotide messenger RNA. RefSeq names its product ubiquitin domain containing 2 (gene ubtd2). Gene Ontology annotation, molecular function: protein binding. The record is from RefSeq and is a predicted model, not a curated record. Bases 171 to 1181 code for a protein of 336 amino acids. NCBI's taxonomy places the organism in Eukaryota, Metazoa, Chordata, Actinopteri, Cichliformes, Cichlidae. The transcript has 3 exons.